Molecule: messenger RNA, 4457 nt
Organism: Musa acuminata AAA Group (dessert banana)
Lineage: Eukaryota; Viridiplantae; Streptophyta; Magnoliopsida; Zingiberales; Musaceae
Exons: 3
Coding region: 881-2710 (609 amino acids)
Source: RefSeq, a predicted model, not a curated record
AGCUUCGCCUCCUCUACUCUUCGCUGAGCACUGCGAUGGCGAGUUCGUGGUCGCGGGCGCUGACGCAGAUCUCGCCCUACACCUUCGCCUCCGUCGGCAUCGCCAUCUCCAUCGGCGUCUCGGUCCUCGGGGCCGCCUGGGGGAUUUAUAUCACCGGGAGCAGCUCGAUUGGUGCCGCGAUCAAAGCCCCCAGAAUCACCUCGAAAAAUCUCAUUAGGAAUUCCUUUACAGCCCAAAUAAGCAUCAGUAAUGAUAGGGGAAUCACCAUGAAAGUCAACGGGGACACGAACCAUGACCCCAGCCAUACCAGGGUGGGACAGUAGAAAAGACUCCCCUCAGGGAGUGAUGACGACGCAACAUGUCACGCCAUCCUCCGCGCGCAGGCCGCACCCUGUCCGAGUGUACGGGCAUUAAUGUCGACCUGACGUCUCCAACGUCACCCCCUCAGCCAGCGACUCCCUCGCCCAUACCCUGCGAUCGGAUGAUCCGACACGCCACCCUAAUGGCAACGUCAAAUCCAGUCAGAGGCACGACCCCGUUCUGACAAGCAGGAACACCAGGUAAUAUCAGACCGAAACUAUAAGAGUCCGGGGCCAAAAAGGCCACCGGGGGGGGGGGAGGAACCCCUUUUGAUUCACUAACAAGACCGUCGGAGGGGUCGGGCCCAGAAGACGGUCCGACCUUUGUGCAGGUACUCGGCGACCACGUUGCCAGGGGAUUGCAGCUGACCACCUCGAGGGAUCACCCGCGGAUCGACCGGCCGUGAUCGCCCACCCCGAAGACACCAGGAGGCUCUACGCGCGAUCUUCGGCAUCCGGACCCCUGAACCAAGCCGUAACGUCCCGAGGUCACGGCUUAAACAGGUGCAGACGACAUCAGAAUGGCGCUAGAAGGAGGGCCUCGAAUGCCGAACGAUCCUCACGCCAACCCUCCCGGGCCCGUCACCCACGGAGAAGGAGAAAUGCUGACGUCAACGCCAGAUCGUUAUUGGCGCCUGUUCAACGACUUAGGGAUGCCACCCCCGUUAACCACGGUCGACCCUCCGGCCGCACUGCCCGAGGCGUUCCUAGCUCUCGCUAAGCAAGUGCAGGGAAUGAUGGAGAUAAUGCAGACCGUUGUCCCAUUUAUUCCCGAAAUCAGGCGACUGACGGACGCCUCCGCCGACCCGGCCCAUCGAAGGCCGAGCGCGGGACAGGAUGCAACCGGUGAAACCCGAGACAGAGCCAUCCACCACGAAGGUUCGCCCACGCGCGUCUCUCCCGCCCCCUCUCGAGCCGCACGGCGUCGCCCCGAGCCUGACACCGUAUCGUCCGACUCGGCGGACAGCUUCCUUAAGGUACAAUUCUCCCAGGUCAAUCGUCGCCUGGAUGAGUUCCGACGCGAGCUCCAGAGGUCGCGGGACGAAUCAAGCGAGGGCACCUCGGGGGGGUCCCCUUUCGUUCAGGAAAUACAAGAAAAACCCAUCCCCCUCAACUUUAGGGUGCCGGCCCUCGAGACAUACGACGGCGGCUCCGACCCAGCAGAGCAUGUCGCCGCGUUCAGAACUCAGAUGGCCCUUUACGGCACGUCCGACGCGCUGAUGUGCCGUACGUUUCCAACCACCUUCAGAGGACCAGCACGCGCGUGGUUCAGCCGGCUGCGACAAUCCUCGAUCUCGUCUUUUGACCAGUUCGCCAAAGAGUUCGAACAAAACUUCCUUACCAGCGCGCGACCUCGGCCUUCCAUAGCCGCCCUGCUGGCACUAUCGCAGCACGAAGAAGAAACGCUCGCGCAGUUCGUGACGCGCUUCGCCGCGGAGGUCCGCGGCUAUUCGGACACUCACCCCUCUUUGAUCAUGCAGGCGUUCCUGACGGGGCUGAAACCAUCGAGAUUCUUCUGGUCAUUGAUCGAGAAGCCGCCCGCCAUUGUCCCCGAGAUGCUCUACCGGGCAAACCAAUACGUCGCCGGCGAAGCAUUAGCAGCAGGAAGACGUCCGGUCGGGAAGAAAUCGCGAACCGAGCAACCCCGAGCCGCCACCUCGUCGGCCGACUCGCGAACCCAUCGGAGGCCCGACCACCACGAGCAGCGGCUCCCGAGGCCUCCGCCCCUCCCGCUCAACGCACCUCGCACCGAGAUCUUCCUCCAGAUCAGGGAGAAGGGUCUUUUGCGGCCCCCUAAUCCCAUGAGAGCUACUUACAAAAAUCGGUCGAAAUACUGCAGGUUCCACCGAGACCACGGCCAUGACACGGAAGACUGUCACGACCUCCAGAACCAGAUCGAGGAGCUAAUCAGAAGAGGGUACCUCGGUCGCUAUCUCAAGGAACCCCGCGAAGCAACCCCGCGUCCCCGAAUGCCCGUGGAAAGGCAGGUCGACGUCAUCAUCGGUGGACCGGCGGCAGGCGGCAACAGCUCAAGCGCGAGGAAAUCCUAUGCCCGAAGCUCGGUCGAGAAGCGCCCCCGACCCGAACUAGAACCCGAAAUCUCUUUCGGGGCUGAGGAGGGGGAAAGAUCCCACCAUGACGACGCUCUGGUAAUUUCUAUCCAGAUCGCCAACGCCCGGGUGAAGCGGGUGAUGGUCGACACUGGGAGCUCCGCCGACAUCCUGUACCUCGACGCCUUCAAAAGGCUCGGCCUGCCCACUGAAGACCUUGAUGCGGCAAGGCAUCUGUUUAAGCCGUGGCCUCGGGGCCGUCGCGGCUCGGUUCUGGGUCCGGAAGUCGGGGGUCUCUAGCGGCGUCCGUCGGGGUCUUCCGGCGGCCGCGUGCGGUGGUUCGGGUCGGGACAUCGGGUCGGCCGCAGCUCGGGUCGGCAGGUCGGCCGCAGCUCGGGUCGGGACGUCGGGUCGGCCGCAGCUCGGGUCGGCAGGUCGGCCACAGCUCGGGUUGGCAGGUCGGCCGCAGCUCGGGUCGGCAGGUCGGCCGCAGCUCGGGUCGGCAGGUUGACCGCAGCACCUGAAGAGUCGACCGUCUGGUACCUGCACAAAGGUCGGGCCGAGGCGCUCGGCCCGACCCCUCCGACGGCUAAGUUAGCGAUGUGGAGGGGGUUUUGGAGGAAGAGAUGGCUCCAUACAAGUGUGGAGUGUGAGUGUGUCCUCUCUAGUCGGAGUCCUCUUCUCUUUAGCAUGCGAGGGUAUUUAUAGGGGAGUAUUCUGCAGUAUGUACCUCGAUCAGUGUGUUGGACCUGGCUUUUGCAGGAUAUUAAUGUGCCUUGGUCAGUGUGUUGGACUUGGCUUUUGCAGGACAUUAAUGUGCCUCGGUCAGCGUUCUGAUCAGUUUGACCAAGUGCUGAGGCGUGAUGGGACAGGUGACGUCAGCCCGUCUUGUCGCCAUUAUUUCCCUCAUCAUAUUCCCCCCCCUGAAAGGAGCUAUGCGUCGGUUGUCAAGCAAGGGGAGUCCGAUGCAUGGCUCUUGUUUUCAGGUGGGUUGGUCGUGCGGUCGCAAUUUUGGGGAGAAUGGAGCCGAGGAGCAUAAGGCUGUUGGACAGGUUGGGCCGACAAGUCGCAAGUCGGAGAUCGAACUAGAGCGACUUGGGCUAUGAAUUGAGCCGGCGAGUCGCAAGUCGAAGAUCGAGCUGGAGUGACUCGGGCUAUGGUUUGGGUCGGCGAGUCGCAAGUCGGAGAUCGAACUGGAGCGAGUAGACCGCGUAGGCGUGUCUCGGGUUAUGGGCCGAGGCGGCGAGAUGCAAGUCGGAGAUCGAACUGGAGCGAGCAGACCGCGUAGGCGUGUCUCGGGUUAUGGGCCGAGGCGGCGAGUUGCAAGUCGAAGAUCGAACUGGAGCGACUCGGAUUAUGGUCUGAGCCGGCGAAUCGCAAGUCGAAGAUCGAACUGGAGCGACCCGUGCUAUGAGCCGAGGAGCCGGCGAGUCGCAGGUCGGAGCCUGAACUGGAACGAGCAGACCGCGUAGGUGUGUCUCGGGUUAUGGGCCGAGGCGGCGAGUUGCAAGUCGAAGAUCGAACUGGAGCGACUCGGGUUAUGGUCUGAGCCGGCGAAUCGCAAGUCGAAGAUCGAACUGGAGCGACCCGUGCUAUGAGCCGAGGAGCCGGCGAGUCGUAGGUCGGAGCCUGAACUGGAACAAGCAGACCGCGUAGGCGUGUCUCGGGUUAUGGGCCGAGGCGGCGAGUUGCAAGUCGAAGAUCGAACUGGAACGAGCAGACCGCGUAGGCGUGUCUCGGGUUAUGGGCCGAGGCGGCGAGUUGCAAGUCGAAGAUCGAACUGGAGCGAGCAGACCGCGUAGGCGUGUCUCGGGUUAUGGGCCGAGGCGGCGAGUUGCAAGUCGAAGAUCGAACUGGAACGAGCAGACCGCGUAGGCGUGUCUCGGGUUAUGGGCCGAGGCGGCGAGUUGCAAGUCGAAGAUCGAACUGGAGCGACUCGGAAUGACUGGAUCGACGAGUCGCAGGUCGGAACCUGAACUGGAACGACUCGGAAUGACUGGAUCGAUGAGUCGCAGGUCGGAACCUGAACUGGAACGACUCGGAAUGA